Messenger RNA from Anoplopoma fimbria (sablefish), 4744 nucleotides. It is a transcript of the gene adnpb, whose product is annotated as activity-dependent neuroprotector homeobox b. Gene Ontology annotation, cellular component: nucleus. Gene Ontology annotation, molecular function: DNA binding. Gene Ontology annotation, biological process: regulation of gene expression. The record is from RefSeq and is a predicted model, not a curated record. Lineage: Eukaryota; Metazoa; Chordata; Actinopteri; Perciformes; Anoplopomatidae.
CUUCCGCCCCUUUUAUUUGCGCCAUUUUGGAUCGGGCAGUUUCCAGGCUGGAUGUGUGUAUUGUCUGUCAGGGAGAAGAAUGGGCUCAACGCUGUCGGCCGCCCGGCGAUCAUAGGCAGACCCGAGGCUGUCUGUCGGAGGAGUAGCUGUUCCCGACGGUAGGACAUGUGUCUGCCUCCUCCACCCCGGGGACCGCACGCUGUGGCUCUCUGAUGCGGCUCGGAGGCUUUCUGUUCCCCGUUCGCCGACCAGAGGGACGAGGGUAGUUCGGCCAGCGAGAGUCCGGUUCGGAGGGUCGAGCGACGUCCCGGGGAGGCUCGUCGUCUCCUCUGUCCUCACCUGAGCGGACACCACCGGGGGAGCGUACACACUCCGGCUCUGACACAUUUCCCUGGAUGUGAAAGCAGGUGGGCAGAAUGUUCCAGCUCCCUGUCAAUAACCUGAGCAGUCUGCGGAAAGCGAGGAAAAAUGUCAAGAGGGUACUGGGAGACAUCGGCUUGGAGUUCUGUAGGGAUCACAUAGAGGACUACAAAGACUUUAUUCCUCCAGAGGUGUACAUAAAGCACACUUCCUGGGAAGAUGUGUGCAUGUGGGAACCAUCACAUACCAAACUCCAGGACUACAGAUCCAAGCCCUUCUGCUGCACUGGCUGCCUCUUUUCCUCCAAGUACUUCUCUGCAUACAAGAGCCAUUUCCGCAACGUCCACAGCGAGGACUUUGAGAACAACAUUCUGCUCAACUGCCCCUACUGCACUUACAAUGGCAACAAAAAGACUCUGGAAACACACAUCAAGCUGUUCCACAUGCCCAACAGCACUGUGCGGCAAGGCCCCGGUGGGAUGGUGGCGGGUGCCGGCGGGCUCAUGAUGAAGGACGGGGUGCUGAAACGGACCGGGGACAGCGUGGAACAGGCGGUGUACUACUGCAAGAAGUGCACCUACAGGGACCCUUUGUACAAUGUGGUGCGAAAGCACAUCUACCGGGAACACUUCCAGCAAGUGGCCCAGCCCUAUAUUGUGAAACCAGGGGAGAAGACUCAGAACGGUGGCUCAGCCGGAGCCACAGAGAGCAAUAACACAAACAAUGUGAACAGUAACCAGAUUCACUGCAAGAAGUGUCUGUUUGUCCCAAGGACGUACGAGGCACUGGUCCAACACGUCAUAGAGGACCACGAGAGGAUCGGCUACCAGGUGACAGCCAUGAUCGGGCACACCAGCGUGAUAGUACCCCGUCCCAAACCCAUCAUCAUGACCCCCAAAACCCAGGGGGACAAGACCAUCAUCGGGAUGGGCCCUAAAGGCGCGGUAAUGGCCACGACCAGGUCUCCCGGCUCACAGCAGCUGGGUCGGGUUAUCGUCUCCUCAAAGACGGGGUUCAACGCUCAAAGCUUCCUGUCCGGGAUGAAACACGACGGAGUACGGUUAAAGGCCGGCACCACCCAGUCGUUCUCUAUUGGGGGCCAGCAGGUGAGGGUUACUUUACCUGGAAACGCCCAGGUUUCUGUGCCCCAGCAUUCACACGCAGCAAAGCAGCUUAUUUCCGGGGGCAGCCUGCGGAGUCAAGUUGUGGUCAACGCCUCCUCUUCACUUAAAUCCAACCCUCUGGGGUCGCGUGUCCAGGCGGCAGCCACCACUGUCGCCUCCGUCACGGCCAAAAAAGGCUCCUCAGUCCUCGGCACAUCCUACACCCAGAAGUGGAAGAUCUGCACCAUCUGCAACGAGCUCUUCCCGGAGAACGUGUACAGCGCCCACUUUGAGAAGGAGCAUAAAGCGGAGAAGGUGCCCGCCGUCGCCAACUACAUCAUGAAGAUCCACAACUUCACCAGCAAGUGUCUGUACUGCAACCGCUAUCUCCCCAGCGACACGCUGCUGAACCACAUGCUGAUCCACGGCCUGUCUUGCCCACACUGCCGGGCCACCUUCAAUGACGUUGAGAAGAUGGUGGCCCACAUGCGGCUGUCUCACCCGGACGAGAGUGUCGGCCCGCGCACAGAUUCUCCCUUGACAUUUGACCUCACUCUGCAGCAGGGCAAUCCCAAGAAUGUUCAGUUGAUCGUCACGACGUACAACAUGAGGGACGCGCCGGAGGAGUCGGUGGCGUUUCACGCUCAGAACAACAACACCUCCGCGUCAUCAGCCUUGAAUGCCUCCCUCAUAUCAGGCAAGAGGCUAGUGCCGCAGCAUCCGCCUAAAACGCCCUCGGGGGCUGCUGACGGUGCGACAGCCAAGAACGCUCCACAGGCGUCUGUGCCCUACAAGAGGGACGUGGGCAAGACGCUGUGUCCUCUUUGCUUCUCUAUUCUCAAGGGCCCAAUCUCAGACUCACUGGCCCACCACCUGAGAGAGAGGCACCAGGUGAUACAGACGGUCCACCCUGUAGAAAAGAAACUGACCUACAAGUGCAUUCACUGCUUGGGGGUUUACACGAGUAACAUGACGGCCUCCACCAUCACACUACACUUGGUGCACUGUCGAGGUGUGGGGAAAUCCCAAAACGGGCAGGACAGCCGGGCGACUCAUUCUCCUCGGGUCGGCCAGGCCCAGAGCGGUGCUCUCAAACGGGCCAGCUUCGAUAGCUCUGACACUAGUGCACCGAAACGAAGGAGGCCGCCCGGGGAAAGGGCCAACCCGCGGGAUAUCAACGGUCCAUCGGCGUUCAUAGAGAAUCCUGAUGAGCCCGUAGUUCUGGCUCUCGACCCCAAAGGACAGGAGAACGAGUCGUACGAGUCGAGGAAGGCGUUUCUAACACAGUAUUUCAAUCAGGCGCCGUAUCCCACUCGGCGGGAGGUAGAGAAGCUGGCCGCUAGUCUGUGGCUGUGGAAGUCGGACAUCUCCAGCCACUUUGGCAACAAGAGGAGAAAAUGCGUGCAGGAAUGCGAAACCCAGAACGCCAGCGUGUUGCUCGGGUUCAGCAUGCACGAGCUUAGCAAAGUGAGUCACGAGCUGGCGUUUGUCCCUGACGGCGCGUACGAGGGCCGACACGGCAAGAGGCGGACAUCCAGGACGCACAUAGGCGUGUCAGAGCAGGCGCUCCGGAAACACAGGGAGCUCGUGGCUGCCAAUGGUGGCGUGGCGCCGCCACUGAGGGGAAAGCCAAGGGGGACUAUGGUAGGUACUAAAGCACCGCCAUCCACCCCAAAACACAACAGUGCCAGCGAAGACCAAACCAAGACAAUCAACAGCACCUUACCACAGAAAAUACCUCUAGACCUUUCAGAGCCCAUCGCCAUUGACUCUGACAGUGAUGAGGAAGAGCAGCCGAAGGAUUACGAGGAACGAGAGGGAGAGGGAGAGGGAGAGGUACAUCUCCAUGGCAACCAACUGCUUACUGGAGCCAAGGAGGGAAUGGAGCUGGAGACAGAGCCUAAGAUCGUUUCAAAUCUACAGGAUACGUCUGACGAUGACGACGACGAGGAUGACGACGACGACGAGGAUGAAGACGAAGAGGCACAUGUGGAGAAUGGCUUUGGGCCAACAGAGGGUCCAGGAAUGCAGACUGCUAAAGCAAGAGACGCUCAUCCCAUCAUUAUUCCCAAAUUCGUACCGUCGUCUGCAAGAAGCAGGAGAGACGGGGCCCAGCUGGGCAAGCAGCAGGUCUAACUGAUAGAAACCCAAAAGACUCAAACAGUCCGAGAGACGCUUUAGAUUUGAUCCACGCCAACAAAUCUGCCUCGCCUGAACCGAAGGACACGGCCCAGUUCCAUUGGGUAUCUGCGGAAGAGGGAGCGAUACGGAGAGAACUCAAAAACAAGCCAUCCAGUGACUUCUAAAGGCAGGACUCAACGAGCAGCUAGGAUCCAUGUAAAGAUUUGUGAACAAAGUUUUAAUGUUUCCUCCCCCGAAUGGGAGGACGACAGAGAAGUCACACCAAACAAUACAAAACACUUUUUUUUUUUUUUUUUUUUGCCUUCUGUAUACUUUAUUACAUUGAGAUAAGGAGUUAUUACUGUUGAUUUAGCCACUGAACUUGUGAAUGUGGUUUAAAAUAUUGAGUUGUCGUGAGGUAAAGCUUUUUAAGCUGACCAGAUAAUCCACCAUUUUUCAUGUAGUUAUAUCCGACAUGGGUAGUGUAAAUUUGUACAGUCUUUUAGACAUGUUUGGACAGACGUUGCCGUACAUGUACCCUUAAAUAUUUGCUAUUACCUGUAUGUAAGGUAGCCUCAUAUGUUCUACAUCGGUAUGCUUAACGAUAGUUGUCGCUUUGGUGGCUGGUAUUUUCUCGUACGUUUAAGUUUAUUUUUUAACGAAAACCUAGUUUUUUUGCAAAAUAAUAUAUCUAUAUAUAAAUGAAAUAACAGAAUUGAUUUUGUUUUUUGCUUUAAACUUGAUUUAGAUUUUAUUUUUUUAAUUUCCUCUUCUUUUUUUUUUUUUUUUUUUUUAUGAUUUCUGUUCUGAAAGAAUAGUGGUGCCGAUUCGUUCUUAUUCUUUUUCAGUUUUAAAGGAGCAUUUCAUCAACCCUUUGCAGCCUUUAUGCUCAUUAGCCUUUACUCUACUUGCUUUCUGUUUUCACAGUUUUUAACUUGAUGAUGUUUCUUUGCCCCCACAAGACUGGACAGUAACCACCACACUGACAUCCACAAAAGUGAAAGCAUUUCUUUUUUCUUUUUUUUUUUUUUUUUUUUUUUUUUUUUUUUUUUCAAAAAAGAGAGAGUUCAAUUUGUGUUCUUUGAAUUGUGUGUAUUUGUUUUAUGUUUUCAUUUUCCACUUAAGCAUUUAUGAACAAUAAAGUGCUGUAAUUGUGCUUC